Messenger RNA from Triticum dicoccoides, 3276 nucleotides. RefSeq names its product UDP-glucuronate 4-epimerase 6-like. NCBI's taxonomy places the organism in Eukaryota, Viridiplantae, Streptophyta, Magnoliopsida, Poales, Poaceae. The record is from RefSeq and is a predicted model, not a curated record. Bases 1247 to 2719 code for a protein of 490 amino acids. The transcript has a single exon.
CCGCAAAAAUCUUAUCCCCUGUUCUCUCGAGUCUUCUUCUUCCUCUCUUCGUAUCAUCUCGUCCUUGUCAAUUUCACUUAGGCAGCAACAAAGACGUAGCUAUGUGCAUGGAGACGCCGGAGGAGAUUCCCAGCCGCACUAUCCAUUCCCGUUUCAAUGCUGCAGGAGAAGGCUUCGCGGGCGAGCGGCGCUGGCCGCGGGCACUGCAAGGCAGUGGCUUGGCUGCUGCUAGCCGUACGAGCCGCUCCACGGGGUAGGCGACGGCCAACGACCGCUGCAUCACAGCUCUGGCGGCUUGACGACCGCUGCACCACAGCUCCAGCGGCCGCACGCCGCUGCUGCGGUGGAACUCCGCCGAGAAGUCUAGCGCUACAAUGGAGCUUCCCCGUGGGACGGCCGGUGCUGCGAUGGAGCUUCGCCGGCGCCGUCCAGUGUUGCAUUGGAACUUCGUCGGAGGGCCGCCGGUGCUGCAAUUGAGGUCCGCCGAGGUCGUCCAAUGCUGCAGCGGAGCAUCGCCGGGGUCGUUGAAGCUGCGCCGGAGCUGCAAUGAAGGGUCGUUGGAGUUGCAAUGGAGCGCCAUAGAGCUGCUGCCGGUGCCGCAUGGUGCGCCAUAGAGCUGCUGUGUGGUUCUGCCAUAGGAGGCUGUGAGCUGUCUGAUCGUACGGCUGCGGAGUAUCUGAACGGACGGCUCUGAGGGAGGCUUAAAACUGGAUCAAAUCAUCCGACUGGUCCGUAGCAAUCGCCAUACGAAAUAGGUCGUCGCGAAAAUCAGGGGAUUUUCACGUCUGUCCUGGGUGUGUUGGCCCAGAAGGAAUGGUGCCCCCUGCCGCGUCCAAGGCAGAGAGACACACACAGUGGGAGGGAACGCGGGAACUACUAUUUUUGUAGUUGUAGCAACGAACUUCUGUGCGUUGAUUGGGCGGCCGCCUCCCCUCUUCCUCGCGACAAACCACAGCCCCACCCCCACGGUAACGUCGGUGAGCGAUCGACCGGCGAUCCUCCCGAGCUAAGCUAAUCUGACCUACUUUUGGUUUUUGGAGCUAAACGGAGUAGCAGCACACAAAUCAAGCAAAGCCGCGUCCUGAACCCUGCUGUCCCCUCCCCCUCGUUAUAGCUCACUCUCACUCCCACCCCCACCCCCGCCACCACUCACCAGCUCGACUCCACCCCACUCCACUCGACCCGCGCGCACGCGGAGCUGGGCCGUACAGUACGUGAGCCCGUGAGCGAGCAGGGUACGGACUAAAUGCCGCACCCGUCGUCGUCGUCGUCUUCCUCGGCCAGUGUGGACGCGGCCGCCAAGGGCGUCAAGCUCGAGCGGUACGCCAGCGGCGGCGCCGCGCUGCUGAUGCGGCGCGCGGGGACCUCCAAGAUCGUCGCGGCGUCCUCGCACCUCCUCUUCCGCGCCACCGUCCUCGCCACGCUCGCGCUCGUCUGCCUCUUCGCCGUGCACUACCCUUCCCUCCUCUCCCGCUCCUUCCGGCUCUCCGCCGCCGCCUCCUCUUCUUCCCCGCCGCGGCAGACGUCGCGGCACCGGAACCUGCUCGGGUCGUCGUCGGCGUACGCGGGCGCCGCGUGGGAGCGGGAGGUGCGGCGGAGCGCCACGCCGCGGCGGGACGGGGGGAUGUCGGUGCUGGUCACGGGCGCUGCGGGGUUCGUGGGCGCGCACUGCGCGCUGGCGCUCAGGGCGCGCGGCGACGGCGUGCUCGGCCUCGACAACUUCAACGCCUACUACGAGCCGGCCCUGAAGCGCGCGCGGCAGCGGCUGCUCGCGUCGCGCGGGGUGGUGGUGUUCGGCGCCGACAUCAACGACGCGGCCCUGCUCGAGCGGCUCUUCACCGUCGUGCCCUUCACGCACGUGCUGCACCUCGCCGCGCAGGCCGGCGUGCGGUACGCGAUGCGGGCGCCGCAGACGUACGUGGCCUCCAACGUCGCGGGCCUCGUCAGCGUCUUCGAGGCCGCCGCCAGGCACGCCGACCCGCAGCCGGCGAUCGUGUGGGCGUCGUCGUCGUCGGUGUACGGGCUCAACACUGACGCGCCAUUCUCCGAGGACCACCGCACGGACCGACCGGCGUCGCUGUACGCGGCCACCAAGAAGGCCGGGGAGGCCAUCGCGCACGCGUACAACCACAUCUACGGUCUCUCCAUCACCGGCCUCCGCUUCUUCACGGUGUACGGUCCGUGGGGACGCCCCGACAUGGCCUACUUCUCCUUCGCCCGCAGCAUCGUCGCCGGCGAGCCCAUCACGCUCUUCCGCGCCGCCGACGGCACAGACGUGCGCCGCGACUUCACCUACAUCGACGACGUCGUGAAGGGGUGCCUCGGUGCGCUCGACACGGCCGGUAAGAGCACGGGCUCCAAGUCCGGCAAGAAGCGCGGGCCGGCGCCCCUCCGCGUCUACAACCUCGGCAACACCUCGCCGGUGCCCGUCACCCGCAUGGUGGCCAUCCUCGAGAAGCUCCUCGGCAAGAAAGCGAACAAACGCGUCGUCACCAUGCCGAGCAACGGCGACGUGCCGUUCACGCACGCCAACGUCAGCCACGCCGCGCGCGACUUCAGGUACCACCCCACCACCUCCCUCGACGCCGGCCUGCGGAAGUUCGUGGAAUGGUUCCUCCAGUACUACAAGAUCGACCCCGCGAAGCUCGCCAAGGGCAGCAGAGUCGGUACCAAGACUACCAAGAAGAAAUCCAAGGGCGCCAUGUCCGCGGCAUCGUGAGGAGAGCGCGCGCGCCGCGUGCUUCCCGGCCCGGAUGUCCAGUCCAUCAAGUGUGCAUUCUGUUCUCGUCGGAGGCCGGCGGUUGUCUUGCACAACUUUGUGAGUGCAUCCCCCAUUGUUUAAGCCAUUGCUGCUGCUUUUCCCCCUUGAUGAUGCAACCAUGCUAGAGCUCGGUGGGAAGGGAAUCGUGGAGGUGGCAAGGCAAAGGAGAAGCGAUUCUUUCUUCAUAGCAUAAGCAAAACCAAACUAUUUUAGGGAAAAGGGAUGGGGGGUAUAGGUAAGAUGACAUGAGCCGUGGAAAGGGGCGAGGAGGACACGAUAAAGAUGAAGUCCUGGGCUUCCUUUUGGGACGGUUCAGGUUGUUUUUGCUCGGUUUCUUUUUUGUUUUGUCGGUCACUAUCUUGUUCUUGCUCAUAUGGUUAAUUUGUCUUGUGUUUUGUGAAAAUGUCAACAAUUGUGUACUCACGACGACAAGAACACAAGAUGCUGUGGUGGAUGCAAGUCCGUCCGAGCAGCUGCAGUUUUCUAGACUGCUAGAAAUAUUUGUUAAAGCUUGA